Messenger RNA from Talaromyces proteolyticus, 1288 nucleotides. RefSeq names its product putative integral membrane protein. Lineage: Eukaryota; Fungi; Ascomycota; Eurotiomycetes; Eurotiales; Trichocomaceae. Gene Ontology annotation, cellular component: membrane; endomembrane system. The transcript has 7 exons. The coding region runs from base 267 to 1016 and encodes 249 amino acids. The record is from RefSeq and is a predicted model, not a curated record.
CUUGUAUGCGUGGGGUGGCUUCGAUAGGCGCCGACGGAUAAGCUGGUCCACGCUGAUUGAACCAGGCAGGAGAAAGGGCGAUGCCUCUCAUUGGCUUGUGGAGUCGAGGACUCGAGGCUGUGUUCCUGAAGCGGUUUAGCGCCUGAGCAAAACACAUCGAAAGUCGGAGAUGAUGUUGGGCUUUCUCUCCCUUCUGUUCCGUGUUGUUAUUCCUAUACCCUGUUCGUUCAUUCUUCCAGGCCAAUCGCUAUAGUCAUUGCAUCGAUAUGUCUGCUUCCAAGGUUCCCGAAAUUCUUAUCAAAAAGCACCCACAGCAACGGCUGUCCAGCCCGAGUCGCGAGACUUCGGCGAUUAUCCAUUUGAUUGGAUUGGCCAGCUUCUCAUCGUCGUUUAAAUUCCUUCUUGACAAUCCGAACUAUGCCUCCGAGGGCUAUGGCUGGCACUUUGUUUUCCUGACAAUUCUGGGCCUAGCACUGUCCACACUUACCUUUACCAUUGCGUUCUUGGCAGACAUUACACUCGCUCGACGCCUUUUUCUGUUAAAGAAUGUUUUGUCAGUCUGCAGUGCCCCGCUCGAGGUCCUAAUCACUGUCUUAUACUGGGGUAUCAAGUCGAUCGACCCCAAAUUAGUGAUGCCUGAAGAGGAUGUCAUCCCGCUUUAUGCCGAUUUGGGUUUCCAUCUCCUUCCGACUCUGUUCAUGCUUUUCGACCUCCUCUAUCUUUCGCCUCCAUGGACGGUCACUGCAUUCCCUGCAAUGGGGAUAUCGAGCUGUAUCGCAUUUGGCUACUGGUUCUGGCUGGAGCAGUGCUACUCGAUCAACGGAUGGUACCCAUAUCCACUUCUUGAGCUUUUAGACACAAAAGGGCGUAUUGCACUAUUUACUGUCAGUGCUCUUCUUAUGGCAGUCAACACAGUGACGUUGAAAUGGCUGUAUGGUCGCGUCAAUGAUCUCGGACGAGUUGAACAGCCAAAAGCCCGACCCGGCGAUCUCAAGAAACCCGAUUAUCAUGAAUGAGAUCCUUAAUUCUUAUUGAAAAGAACGAUCCCCAUCGUUAUCCUUAUUAUUAUCGAUGACUGGUGAUUCUCACGUUGGUUAGGUUAAGGAACCACCUGGAACACUACAUUUUCGGCUACAAAACUCAUAUACAUAUUCAUGUAGGCGCAUAAACAUCAUUAUUUGUUAUCAUAUACAAACACAUUCGGCUCAAGAAGUUCAGUUAUCAACGUCUAUGAAUGUAUCUAGGUGGAAUUCCUUGAAUAUUUAAUCAAUCCAUUCAACCAAUAAAA